AUGCCGGAUUCUGUGAGCUGCGGAGCAGCCAUCAGCGCGUGUGAGAAGGGCACACAGUGGCACCAGGCGUUGCACCUCCUCAGCCGUUGGAAGAAACUGCCUGUGCCUUUUGAAAGAAGCCGCUCCCCAUUUCCUUUGCACGUGUCGCAGCCCAACGAACGUAGAGACCAAACUUCGUGCAAUUUCGAGUGCUUCCAGGACGACCUACUUCGAGUUUGA
Messenger RNA from Durusdinium trenchii, 219 nucleotides. The record is from the annotation of a GenBank genome assembly. NCBI's taxonomy places the organism in Eukaryota, Dinophyceae, Suessiales, Symbiodiniaceae.